AUGUCUCUUGUUCACACCGUCCUCUUGCAGUUCAAGGAAGAUGCUGCUCCUGAGACGGUCAAGGAGCCCUACAUUCUGUCCAUCAAGGGCGGUCGCGACAACUCGGCCGAGGGCAUGCAGGGCGGGAUCACGCACGGAUUCGUGGUGGAGUUUGCCACGGCGGCGGACCGCGACUACUACGCGAAGAACGACCCGGCGCACCUGGCGUAUGCGGCGUCGCUGCGCGCGCUGGUGACCAAGGCGGUGGUGGUGGACUUUGCCGACGGAGUGUACUAG
Molecule: messenger RNA, 276 nt
Organism: Sporothrix brasiliensis 5110
Lineage: Eukaryota; Fungi; Ascomycota; Sordariomycetes; Ophiostomatales; Ophiostomataceae
Exons: 2
Coding region: 1-276 (91 amino acids)
Source: RefSeq, a predicted model, not a curated record